Molecule: messenger RNA, 1560 nt
Organism: Exophiala xenobiotica
Lineage: Eukaryota; Fungi; Ascomycota; Eurotiomycetes; Chaetothyriales; Herpotrichiellaceae
Exons: 2
Coding region: 1-1560 (519 amino acids)
Source: RefSeq, a predicted model, not a curated record
AUGGCGUCGCCUACGACGACAUCACAGUCGUCAAUCGAGGCUGUGCUGAGUCCCUCCAAACGUUCCCUCUCAGCAAACAACAUAUUCACUCCCAUGCCCGCGCCCAAAAAAGCACGCCUACAGAUUGCACCUCUUGAUUGCAGCCAGCCAGGCUGUCCAUCACCUCCCCCAGAGGCAAAGCCAUCGGUAAAUCCGGCCACUUCUACGAAACUGCUUCUACCCUUUCCCUGUCUUACGAUUCCUCCUACACCCGUGUUCCCACCGUCCACCAUUCCGGACACCCCAGAAUCACGGCAAUCAAGUCCUCCAACUCCUCCCGCGCUUCUUCCAGCUUUCGUUCCAUUCAUUAAGGCUGAGCCCUUCCCGGUUAUCAACCCGGUCCAAGAUCUUUCCGCCUCGGAAUUCUCUAGCACGUCAACUACCGACAGUUUUGACUUCUGCUCAGGACCAGAGGUCAUGUCUUCGGCAUCAAUAUCUUCGAUCAGCUCGCACGCUGGCGCCACAACUACUUCUCAACAGACCAAAAUGACCACACCUGAUCCGAUGCAGAAGAAUCCUUACUUCCACAACCUCCCGGCCCGCGUUCUGAACAGAAUCUUCUACUUCGUCUUCGCCGAUCACGGAUCCUUGGACGAUGCCGUUCGCCCUUACUAUCGAAAGGGUAUGCUGGCUGUUUACAUCAAAACCGGACACAAUUUCAAGCCAGGAGAAGCAUGCGUGGUAGUCCAAGACAACAUCGACACUGAUGUCAUGCUCGUGAACAAGCAGUUCCUUGAAGCCGGCAGCCGGGUACUGUACGGGAUGCGAACAUUCAGAUUCAGCGACCCCACCUCUUGCAAGUGGUGGUUCAAACAUAUCGGCAACCAGAACGUCUCGAAUGUUCGGAACCUCAGCUUGGGAAUUGAUUCCGGCUUCAACGUCAGAGUUCAGGACCGAUGUACGAUUGAUCUCUGUUUCGAAGAACAAUGGUAUCAGUUCUUCUGCUGGCUUCUGAACAGACAUUGCUUGGAUAACCUGAAGAUCGAGUUCUGCAAAUGGCUUGAGCCUCGAUUUGUGGUUCCUGAUAAUCUCGACAUGCAAUAUGAGAUCGACGACUGGCGCAAAUCUCUGAUUAUCAAGCUUCAAGACUUUCGCCGCGUUGGGAAUGCUCAAAUCCUUGAUGUGAGCAAUGUCUUCAUGAUGGCUUCGGACUGUCGAAAGAUCGCUCUGGUGAUGAUGCAACCGAAGGACACCGGUAUUGUUUCCCCGAUUGUGAAACGAAAGCCACCAUUGCUAGAACUGCUACAAGAACUGCGAGUCAAGAACCAGGAAGAGCAGGACAAGCAAGCUCAAUCCCGAGUCGCGGAGCAGGGGCCGAGACAGGUGGUGAGAAUGAAGCAAUCGUCGAUCAACCUCAAACAGAAAUCGGACAAGCCAAAGUCGUGGAGAUUGACCCAAGCAUCGAGAAUGGAUAGUUUUACACCCGGGAAGUUUUACAGUCCGAUCACAAAGAAACUGCAUCAGACCUAUUCGAAGAAGAAUCGAGGACGGCUUUUCAACAAUUCGAUGUGGGAGGAAUGA